AGCAUGAUCGUGGACAUCAGGACAGCAAAACAUAAAUUCCUUUCAAUCACACUGAAGGAAAUGAAUGGCAGUGUUAGCUCCAACCAUCUAACAGACAAUUCAAACACAGCAGAAUAGACAGAUACAGUUCUUUCCCCCGCCUCCAUACCUGAAUACAACCUGGAAAAAAAUCUCAUGUACAUCGGGCUCUCCGUUAGUCCUAGAUCCUGGGUCCGUCUCCGCAGCACUGUCUCCCCCCUCUGAGCUGUUUCUCUGUUGUUAGAGCCAUCAUGGAAACUAGGCUGCUCACGUCAUCACUAAGGGCCAAAACACCGAUCGCGAGCGGCGGUGGCGGCGAUGCGCGCGACCACACAGAGGAACGUUGAGAGUUAUUAACAUUAGCCGCAGUGAUUAAAUGAUAUAAACUCGACGUUUUUACCCAAAUGUGUGAGUCUUUCAGUGUGUUUUAGGUCUUUUCUCUCAGAGAGGACGCACACACACAUAUGCGCAGAGGACCAGACUGUAGUUUCUUUUUUUAACGUAUUUAAAGCCACACAGUUGAAGCCGUUAGCGCUACCUAGCUUCAACUAUCCGUCUCGCGCUCUCCGAAACUUUCGCAAAGUCGGUUUCCGUCGUCGGAGGAAUCGCGACAACCUUGUAACACGUUGUUCCCAUCGACACAGGGAAGUGGAACUUACCGCAAAACUUCCCCGGAUGAGUGGACCCUGCUGAAAGGCCGCCGGACCAACGCGCGCUCCCCCCGUGUGUGUGCUAACGAGGCUAAAGUCACAGAGUGAAGCUAACGGUUCUCUUUAUUCUUCGAGAGCGAUAUGUUUGGUUCUUCGAGAUCGGGAGGAGUCCGAGGAGGGCAGGACCAGUUCAACUGGGAUGACGUGAAGGUCGAUAAACACAGAGAAAACUAUCUCGGUAAGUCUCAAAAACAGGCAGCCAAAGUCCGCUAUCACCACCGAGCAGACACACACGCAGCUAACCUACACGGAGUAGCGUAAAGCGUCUAAAAUCAUAGAUGACCUACACACUGUUGCAUCGGUACUUUUGUUGCUGUUUUGUCAUACCUGUUGUUGUGCAGUCCCUCAUUACACAGAGUCCAGUCGGUGGGUUUUUAGUCCAGUUUUUCCUCUCUACAUGCAGCAGGUCCCCGUUUUUAUCGCUCCUGCACACGUAGCCUCUCUGCUAUCUGAGCUCACUGUGUUGUCAGCAUGCCAGGCAGACCCACGACACACACCAGCACAGCUGUGACACAAAAGCAUACAUGUUCUGUCACUUUUACAAGUUUGGGAACAUGUUAAAUCAAAUUACUAAUAUUUAUUACGUUUAAAGGCUUGUUGGUGACACAUACAACGCUAAUUUGCUAGCAGUAGUUGUUUUUGAUUUCAUUUGUUUUCCUUGAAUGCUUUUGUUAUAUUAGGUCUAUCUGAUAUGAUUUAGGAAUUACAAUUAAAAUCCAUUUGUUUUAUCACUUUUACUAUGUUAGUUUGCAUGUGUUCUUGUAGACCAUUGCUUGAAUUGUAUAGAUUUCUCCCUGACAUGUGUCUGUCAAAGCACUUUUGUAUUAAUAAUGACUUUAUUUCUAUAGCACUUUUAAAAACAGAAGUUUACAAAGUGCUUUGACAUAUAAUCCUAAAGCACGUGGAAAAGGACAGAUAAAAACUAAAAGCUCAGUUAAAAUGGAAUUAAAGGCCAUUUUCAUGUCAUAAAGAACCCAGAGAACACAAGAACCAUGCAACAUGAGACCAUGAGGACCAAAAUAAAAACAUAGAAUAGUUAAGAAAAAAGAAAAUGCAAUAAAAAGGGAGGUCGAAAGUGGGAACAGGAUAGUUAAUAUAAAAGGCAAUAUAAACAAUGAUAAUAAAAUAAUAACAGGAAAUACUGAUAAUAAUAGUAAUAAUAAAAUGGAGCAACCAAAAUGAGCAAGAGAUAAAACAAUAAAGGGCCUAAAAGGUUAAUUUAAAAAAAACCGAAAACAGUCAAAGAUGACUGACUCUUUGAGUGGUCAAAGAGAUAAGAGAUGACAGAUAAAAGAGAAAAGACGUCAUCACAUAAAAGCAAGUCUGUAAGUCUGUAAACAUGUUUUUGAAUGUUCAAUACUAUGAUUAGUAUCAGUAUUAGUAUUAGUAUUAGUUCUACUAGUAAUACUGCAUUUCACCUAUAUAAUUGUUAUAUAUUUUUACAACCUCUCUUAAUUCUUUGUUUUACAGGGAACUCUUUGAUGGCACCAGUAGGACGAUGGCAAAAAGGCAAAGAUCUGUCAUGGUAUUCAAGAGACAAAAAAGGUGCUGCAGCUUUGUCUAGAGAGGAUGAACUUGCUGCUGUCAAGGCUGCAGAGCAGGAGGCACUGAUGGCUGCCCUGUAUGUAAAAUGCUCUUUUUAUAAUGAAUUGUUGACAUAGCCAUCUGUGGGCCAACUGAUGUGACUGAGUUUUCUUCUCUUUUGUCAAUCUAGAGGGCACAAGAAUAUAAAGAGGCAACCAACUGGCUUGACCAAAGAGGUGCGUCACUCUGGUUUCCUUUUCAGCGGAUGCAUCAGUUAAAUAAUUGUUCUCGAUUAACCAGGUUUAACAAUCAGUAUGUUCAAAUUGUGAUUCCAGGACCUUGCAGAUGUUUACAGGAGAGAAGAGGCUGAUGGUGAAGAGAGGAAUGUUGACCGUGUCUCAGGCUUAGGGAGCUCCAGGUACUUUUUUUUCCCCCUUAGAACAUUUUUAAAUUUCGGGAUUAAACUACAUACUAAAAAAAUAAGUCAGUUAAAAUGAAAAAAAAUAACACUUUUUUUCCUGAAUGUUUGUUGUCACAUAACGAAAACAUAAUUUUAUUAAAAAUUUUGGCUCGGAUUUUGUUUGUAAGAUUACCUGCUAAUUGGUUGCGUUAAUUGUCAAAAGUAGUGUUCUGUUUAUGGUGUUCCUCUUGAGAUAAACAUGAAGGAAAGGAGCUGUUUGUCAAAUACUCUAAUGGUUAAGUGUUGCUGUUGCUGAUUAAGUGUUGCCACUCACAGCGUAGGGUCAAGGAAAAUGAUGCUCUCUCAAAAGGAGAAGGAAGCUGCGAAGAUGGGCUUGCCUGUUUUUACAGUAAGUCUUUUUUCCUUUUGGUCCAAAAUUUACGAUCUCAAGAUGCAGAUGUUUAUGAUACAAGUUUGACAGACAAAAACAGGCCUUAAAACAGCUUUUGCGGAAAGCAGUCUGACCAAUACAGUGAGGAGAUCAUCACUUUUGUUGUAUGAUAUGGUGCAAAGAUUAAAUCUAUGCUUCCUUGACAGCACCAGAAAACAGAGCACUGUCAAGAAACUUCAACAACAAGAACAUCUCAGAGUGCAGAAAAAGAGGAAAAGGAACAGCGGUGAGUCUGGGGGAAAAACAUACUAAACACCCACAGUACUUGAUGUUUCACCAAAACUCUGUUUCACGUUUCCUUUUCUUAACAAUGAUGUCUUUUUGUAGACAUGACAGCAAAAAGAAAAAGAAAGAAAAAAAGAGCAAAAAGGAGAAAAAGAAGAAGGAAAAAAAGAAGAAAAGGCAAAGAAGAGACUCUUCCUCCUCGGAGUCAGAUGACAACAGAAAGAGGUUGGUUGUUGAUCUUUUGGUGAUUGGCUUGGGAUGGAGAGUAUAAAAUACACACACAAAAGUAACUCUUAAGAAUAACAAUGACAUUAGGUCACAUUAGGACACUUCUAAACAAAUCUUAACCCCACAUCUAUAAUGUACUGAUUACUGUGACUGCUGUGAUCUAUUCAUAAAUUCACUAACUCCUACCAUAGUGUGGCUCUUCUCAGUGUUAGAUUGGAUUGAUAUAUCAAACUGUAUUUCACUGGAACUGAGCACCUGUACAUAUCACACUGUAUUUCACUGUGAUAGAUGGCAAAGCUUUUCCUCUGUCAGCACUAGAGGGCGCUGAGACACUUUGAGGAGGUGGCCUCUAGCAGGCAGCCUCUUUGUUUAAAGAUCUUGCCAAAACGUCUCAUAAAUCACUUCAGCUGGAUGCUGGGAGGGAUUACAAAAAAGAAAUGAUUUAUGAUUGUGUUCAUAAAUAAAAUUAAACCUUGAAAGUAAUGUGUGAUAAAUGUACAGAAACAUACAGGAAUUUCACACAUCCACUGACGAUUGUCAAGUCUUUAGGAAUGUAAAAAUAAAACUCAUCUUGUCGCUCUUUCUGCUGCCCCAUUAUUUUGCCUGAUUGACUCUAACCCAUUCAUGUACUCUUGGUUUCCUUUUUUCUUCAGGCAGAGAAAGGACCACCAUCAUCAUAAUCCAUCAUACCAUAGUCAGAGUGGAGCCAGACCCCAUGACAGCCAUUCAAGGGGGGGAGCAAAGGCCGAGCGACAGCCCACCUACCCCCAUCAUCGACAGCAGAGGCAUGACACAGACUCCUCUGACGGGGGGUCUCCUGUCCCCCGUUACCCUGUCAGCCACAAGACGGCCCCUGCUGGUGCCGCACAAAGCCACAGGCGGCGCCACGACACAGACUCGGACGACUAAUGUCCUUCCCACCCCCUCAAUUCAAAGACGCUUAACACGGACAGAACGCUCCACAGCAGCUUGGCUGGCCCUGAAGACCUCAUUUACCCUAAAUGAUGAAACACACUGGAUGGAGACAGGUGGAUACUCUCAGACUCAUCCUUUCACUUCCUCACUAAACAGAGUGAUCUGUUAGUCUCAGGACACUGGUGUCUUCGGUGUUAUUUUAAUUUUGUUUGACAAAUUGGUGAAGCACAUGUUGUGUGAUUAAACCACUGAGUAUCACA
Molecule: messenger RNA, 4731 nt
Organism: Xyrichtys novacula (pearly razorfish)
Lineage: Eukaryota; Metazoa; Chordata; Actinopteri; Labriformes; Labridae
Source: the annotation of a GenBank genome assembly